Brugia pahangi is the source of this 873-nucleotide messenger RNA. The record is from the annotation of a GenBank genome assembly. Lineage: Eukaryota; Metazoa; Nematoda; Chromadorea; Rhabditida; Onchocercidae.
AUGAAACGAUAUAGUCCGGGUCGUUCGAUAUUUCGAAAGCGAAAUCAGCAGGAAAACUUAUAUCCAAAACUGGAACAAUUUAGUACUGAUAGUGAUGAUAGUAACGAUGGUAAUGUAUCUUAUGAGUCAGACCAUGGAGAAGAUGAUUCCGCUAAAAAGUUGCCAAUGCUGACUGUAUUGGAAUGGAUUUGGAAUCUGUUUCGGCCAGAUAUAUUUAUUUGGGUGUUCUUUUUGGUGUUAGCAAUUAUCAUUGUUUCUCUUGGUCUCAUUUAUUCACUCUCAAAUCCAAACAGUGAAGGCAUUUCACUGAAGAAGUAUAAACAGCAGGUAAACGGCAUUCUGAAGAAAAGUUUCACUAACGAAUAUGAGCAUGGUGUUAAUACAAAGGCAGUAUUACGGCUUAUUGGUGAAAAAUGGAUUUACGAGAAACCAGUCGAACCAUAUGUCGUAUUAAUUACGGGUACAAAAGCCGGUAUGUUAGCAGAUGCUCUUGGUGAUGUUUUUUCGAAUGUCACUGGAAAGGGAGAAAUUGAUAGAAUAUUUUGUAAUGAAUACAAAGAACGACAAUUGUUGGAAAGUGAAGUUACAAAAUCAUUAUCAAAGCACAGUAAAUCAGUGGUUUUACAUGGAAUCGACACAUUGCGAGGAUAUGCUCCUUUAUACUUACACAGUUUAUCUGAUGCUGACCAUUCACCGUUUCGUUCCUCACUCAUUAUACUGACUAUUAAUUCAUUCUUCGGUUCUCAUCCUAACUGUGAAGAUGAAAUAUCUAGUCACUUAUUAAAUGUAUGGGACUCGGAUUAUAUCGGUGAGGACCAAAUUCGACCAAUUCUUUCUCGGAUAUCUUCGUUCUUGAUAUGCUUGGAAGAUUGA